GCCUCUUGUAGUGUGUGGGUUAGAACCAGCCGCCCGGUUAGCUCAUUUGGUAAGAGCGCCGUGCUAGUGUUCCGGCGGUCGUGGGUUCGAGCCCCACAUCGGGCACACUUUUCCUCCUAGGUUUACUUUACUGGUGGCAGUGGUAAACGGCAGGAGUGCCUCCGUUGGCCUAAAAGGUUAACCGGGGAGGAGUGUAGUGUGUGGGUUAGAACCAGCCGCCCAGUUAGCUCAAUUGGUAAGAGCGCCGUGCUAGUGUUCCGGCGGUCGUGGGUUCGAGCCCCACAUCGGGCACACUUUUCCUCCUAGGUUUACUUUACUGGUGGCAGUGGUAAACGGCAGGAGUACCUCCGUUGGCCUAAAAGGUUAACCGGGGAGGAGUGUAGUGUGUGUGGGUUAGAACCAGCCGCCCGGUUAGCUCAGUUGGUAAGAGCGCCAUGCUAGUGUUCCGGCGGUCGUGGGUUCGAGCCCCACACCAGGCACACUUUUCCUCCUAGGUUUACUUUACUUUUCGUCCAAAAAUCAUCAGGACUUCAAGCGUUUUAGCACCCCAAAUGCGUCCUUGGUAUUUAAACUAAAAAUUAAUAAACAUCUCAAACACAGAUUGUUAAUCUUCAGUAAAUUAUUAAGUGUCAUAUGACUGCUAGACAUGCCGGCUUACAUGCUGCUUUCGACAAGCAAUUGACUUGAAUCUUUAUGAUUUGCCCCAGAGCGACUGGCAAAGGUUACAAAUCUGAACAUAUUGGUCAAUUUUUACAAUAAUCUUGGAGAUUUUUAGUUGUAGCUGGAUAAAUUUUCAUGUAAAACAUCUUAGGUUCAUGUGUCAACAUCUUUUAAAGUAGAGGUUAACAAUCUUAUUGGUUGUCCAUGAGAAGCAAUUUUGACGGAAAGCAGUUUCCAACAAAUUGCCUUUUCACAUAAUUUCUUUAGAGCUUGAUGAGGAAGGUACUGCAAUUCAAUUAUAUGGUAAAAAGGCAAUCAAAAUCUGAAGUUCAUAAUGAGACACGCAAGUAACUAUUAUUUUCAUUUUAUGUUUAUUUUUCAUUUUGUACGCAAACUCAUCCAUGAGGUGUCGUCACACGCAGGAAAAUGUGCGUGCAUGUGGACCUGAUUUGCAUAAAUAAUAAUAGCUUAACUAGGUUUUCCUCAAAUACAGCUAUGAUCAGUGUGUACAUAUUUGUGUGCAGUAUUGUCAUGCUAGUUUCACAGCUGAUGUAUAAAUUCUUUGACUUUGAAAAAAAUAAUUUUAGGGUUUAAAUUUUGGUAAAUGCUUAAAACUAAAUUAAAUUUAUUAUUAUACCCUAAUAUUUAAUAAAUUUAAGAAACACAGAUAAAAAACAUGAUUAGCACCUUUAAGCCGCUGCAAAACCAAUUUGUUGGAAACUGCUUCUCAUGACCUUCAAUUCAGAACGGUGUAAGUACCCUCGAUGCGCCUUUAUAAGAUACACUAUGUGACAUCACACAUGUGGAAAUAUAUCAACAAUAGCAGCUUAUGUAUUGAAAAUAGCAGCAUAUUAUCGAUGCUGUAAACAGAUGUGUGUUUUAACACAUUUUUAGGAUUUUGAACCUUUGCAAACUAUAAUGCUUUGGAUUAACUAAAACAUCCUUCUUCUGAUGGCAUGUGUUUCAGAUAGUAGCCAAUAAGAAACUUUUACUUCCUUCUAUGGUACUUUAUCCUAUAAAAAUAUCAAGGGGAGAUUUAGAAAUGAACCUAAAAAUACUUCUUUUCAUUGGAUACUUCUAAUUGAAAUGUUUUAAGUGGUUAACAUUUGCAUUUGAAUGAGAACUCUAAAAAAAAAAUAAGAGUGCGUAACAUGAAAUUUUUAAAAAACAACAACAAUAUCUGGGGGGUAAAAUGCCUUUUCACCAAAAACCUUAUCUGAAGCUCUGUUGCCCGAAUAAAAUGAAGCAAUAAAGAUGUUCUUAAUUCAUUUAUUUGUUGAUAUCCUCUUUGCCAGCUUUGACCUUUUACAUCUAGCAAGUUUGACCAUAACUAUAUAGAAUUAUCAUUAUGCAAUCUUAACGUUUUCAAAGUAUAGGUCAAUGUUAUAUAUAAAAUAGAAACCAAUUGCCUGGUAAUACAUUGUACUAACAGGAACCAAAGGUGGUGGCUAAGUUGACAUGUUUCCCCUCCCUCCACACGUAUUACCACCAGGCCCCUUGCCAACCCCAUUUUUUGUUUCAAUUGGCAAAAAUCAGUAACUGAUAGCAAUAUGUGCACAAAUCCUAGAAAUCUCACUAUCGACAAUGAAAUAUUUCGCAAUAUGUUAUUAUUACAAGUAGAGUAUUAGUAGAAGUAUUACUCCCCUCAUCCAUUUGUUUGUUUUUUCCAAAAAAAUAUAUUAUAAAUAUUAAUUAUUAGUUUACUAGUGUAUGCCAUCUGAAUUAUAUAUGUGUAUGCAGUAAUAGAGACAUAAUUCAUAGACAGACAGACUUAAAAAUUUGUAUCCUAAAAAAUGAUACACUUCCAUAGACAUUAAGUCAUAGUUCUUUAUUACAAUUACGAACAAGAAUAGUAUUCUCUCUCUUUUUUUGUUUUUUUGUUUUCUAGGUCAAUGAAGUGCCCUGAAAAUGGUGGUCUAUAAAGCAUUAGAGGAGCUCUUUUCCUCUACAUUACACAGCAUCAAUGAGUUACGGAAAGAUUUAUCUUUUUGUGAUGUCCUGCUGCAGGUUGGGUCGACAGCUAUGCGGGCACACAAAUGUGUUCUUGCUGCCGGAAGUCCUUACUUCAGGUCCUUGUUUCUCGGCCAGUUCACAGAAGCUUCAAAAAGUGAGAUCAAUCUAUCCCAGGUGACAACGGACAGCGAUGCUAUGGAGAUGAUCCUCAACUUCAUCUACUCGGGAGAAAUCGACAUUGACUCAGAAAAUCUUGGAAUAAUCAUCAAACUCUCCUCUUUCUUUCUUUUGGAGGCACUCAGAGGAUUUUGCGCAGAUUUUAUGAGUGAAACGCUUUGUCUGAAAACUUGUCUGACCUAUUAUCUGUACUCUGUGGACCAUGGUUUCAACGACAAUGAAGCGAAUGCUGGCUUGAUGAUUCGGUCAAGGUUUCAUGACGUUCUGAUCUUUGAGGAAGACACUUUGAAUCUCACAAGUGAGGAGCUCAUAUUCCUCGAUGAUAAAGGUAUUCCAAAGCAUUGCUCCACAUCGAGUAUGCUCCAGUUUCUCAUAAAAUGGCUUGAAAGGGGAAAAUCCGAGUGUCAUAUAGCAGUUUGUCUUGAGAUGUUGGAUAGUAUAGAAAAACGAGAAAAAGAGAGGGAAUCUAAUGAACUAUGCUCUGGGUUGACAGAAAUAAGCCUAGAGUCACUGUUUUCAAGAUUAAAAAUGGCGUUGGAAGGGAAGGAAUUUGAAAAUAUGGAAAAGCUGCUGGUAAGAUUAGACUCAACAUUGCAACAUUUAUUUAGUAGAGGAAGAAAGGCUCAUAAUGAACUGAGAUGUACAGAUGUGGAUGAAUCUGGUCCGAGCAAUGGAUCCCCUGAAAAAGACCCUUGCAAGUUUGCAAAAUCAGACACAGAGCUUGCUGUGGUGACCAUAACUCCCAAACAGUGUGUGAUAGAAGACUACAGAAAACAAAGAGAGGAUAUUCAGUUUCAUCUAGAAGUUGAGCCAUUCCGCCAGCCAGUGUUUGAUGUUUGUGCAUAUGUUCCAAGAACCAGGACUUGGUACUACUUAAGCGAGUUAAACGAACAUGAUACCCCAGAGUAUUUAGUGGAUGGAGCUGGGUAUGAAAGCAGGUUCCUAGUAAUGGGCGACCAUUUAACUUUCAUAGACAAUAGGGGAGAUAAUAUUGAUAUGUUUAAUCUCCAAACCAAGCAGUGGCAUUCCCCUAAUGUGCAGUACUAUGAUCUCAACUUUGACCAUGACUUUGAUGCAAAUUUUCAGGCUAAUGAUGUGUGCUAUGUUGUUGGAAAAGAUGAUGCUAAGUACAUGGUUGUAAGAAUGCGUCUCUUUACAGAUCAAUCACUUGAUCAAGCGACAGAGAUGUACUUCAGAGGUUAUAUUCUAAGAGAUGACGGGGAGUCUUGGGACUGUAUAUUUGUGACUCCACAUAGAAUAAGGACAAAUCUCUCUGACAAUGGUGGUGCACCGGAAAUGAAUGCACGUAUCAGCAAAACCAGCAACGAGAUGAUCGUGACUCACAGUUCCUUGGAUGGUGGCUGGAAUAUAGUGUUUAUUGCCAACUUGAAUGACCCCUUUCCAGUCCCUGUAAACUUGAAGUCAGAGUUCAUUGAAAACCAGGAUGAAUUCAGAGGCAUUGCAAUCCUCGAGGAUAGUGAACAAUUUCUCAUAGUUGCCAAUGGUACAAAGAGUUUUCAUAACCAGAUUAAAGUUUUGUAUGAGUACAAGUUCAAUUCCAAAGUUUUGACCAACUUGACUGAAAACUCACCAAAGCUUGAGGUCUCGACCAGGAUUGGUCCAUAUUAUGAGGAUGAUGAAGAAAUCGAGUAUCCCUGUCUCUGUGAAGCAAGUGCUACAGACGGGACGUCAAUUUGGUUCAUGGAAGGGAAUAUGGAGACUGUUAGUUUGUUUUCUCAGGUGCGUCUAGAUAACUCCCAGCAACCAUACAUAACGGAGCAUCCACCCCCACCAUUUGCCUGCUUUACACGUGCAUUUGCAGGGCCCAUCAGCAAAAAACUUUUGACCAAUGCAAAACAGAUCACACGUUUUCUGCUUAAGGAAAAACCUAGAUCUGUUUAUUCAGGAGCUGACAAAUCAAUGUUGAACACCAGCAUCAGUCGAUACUCGCAUUUUGCUUUUUAGAAAUUUUUUAUCAUGUACAAAGUUUUGUGUAUACUUUGUAAGAACCAUUCAAAACAUUCAAUGGUAUGUUAUUGAAUGGGAUUCUGUAGAUCUUUAUUUAGUUUUAGUGGUCAGCAUUAUAUUUUGUCAAAUGCGAAGGCAGUAUUUCUCAAGUUUUCUAAUACAUAUAUUUCAGCCAUUAUUAAUAUCAAUAAGGGGAAAAAAUAUAUUUAUAAGGGCAAGAAUGACUAACUGACUGUUUGCAUUCUCAGGAACUAUUAUACAUAUAUAUAUAUAUUAUGAAAUACUUAGUCAUUCACACUCUAACUCAACUCAUUUUUCCACAUAACAAAAUGGCAUUAUUCAAAAUUAAUUAUGUUUAACUCUUAUAAUAAGUGCAUUCUCUUACGUAUUGAGUAACUCCAUUGCUCAUUAUUCUGAAGGAAAUUAUUUCUAAAACACCAAAUGCACUUGAGAAAUAACUCCAAAUGAAAAAUAAGAAUUUUGAAUGAUUUUAUAGUAAUAUAUUGUACCAAAUGUUUUUAUCAUAAUCUACAUGUAUCAGAAUGUUAUGUUAUUUUUAAACAUAGUAUGCAGGUAUGUGGUAAAAUGAGUUCAGAUUAAGAUUGAGGAUUGACUUCUGUAUUUUAUAUGAUGUUUGGGCCUUGUCUACUUUAACAUGGAAGCCAUUGUUAACAAUGCUUUAAGCCUAAUUGCUGGCAACUUUUAAAGAAUCACAUGUUUUGAAAUUACACUAAAAAAAUGGAAAAUUGGACAGCUGACAUGCUUUUAUAUCAUGUUUUGUAUUAUAAGAUAGUGCUAUAACUUGCCACAGAGGCUAGUGCUAAGAAUUGUUUUAACACUUUCAUAUAAAGUAUGUAAAUAUAUUCAAAGGAUUUGUGCCAGACUAUAAUAAUGCCAGUGUGUUAUAGACUUUAAACUUACUGUUGUAUAGUAAAUGACCUCUAUUGAUUUUGUGGAAAAGGUCAAGACAAGUCACAGUGUUACAUUAAUUAUUUAUGAGUGACGUGUUGUAGAUUUCCAUCACUUUGUAUGCACUUUGGACAUGGCCAUGAGAUAACCCCUAGUAUUUUGUGGAGUCACAAAGCACAAGUUUAUACCAGUUAUAUUUAAAUGGCUUGAUAAAGAGUUCACCAACUUUGUAUGCACAUUGGACAUGGUCAUUAGAUAACCCCUAGUAUUUCUUCUUUUUUUUUUUGGGGGGGGGGGUCAUGAAGCACGAGUUUAUAGUGUCCUAUACUAGAAGUAGAAAACGUUUUUUGCCAGUUAUAUUUUAAUGGCUUGAUAAAGAGUUUGCCAACUUUGUAUGCACAUUGGACAUGAUCAUUAAAUAACCCCUAGUAUUUUUUUAUUUUUUUUUUAUUUUUAUUUUUUUUUGGGGGGGGGGGGUCAUGAAGCACGAGUUUAUAGUGUCCUAUACUAGAAGUAGAAAACGUUUUUUACCAGUUAUAUUUUAAUGGCUUGGUAAGAGUUCACCAACUUUGUAUGCAAUUUCAUGAUUGGAGAUGGUCAUUAGAUGGUUAUGGUUAUUACAUAACCCCUAGUAUUUGUUGUGCCCAUUUCUAGAAAAAGGGUUUUGAUCAGUAACCUUUAUAUGGCUUCUUGCAGAGUCCUCAAGCUUUGAAUGUACAUUGGUCAUAGUCAGUAUAUGAAUUUAGGGUCAGUAGGUCAACCUUAUCUAGAAAACAUUUGAUUUGAUGGUCUUGAAACUUGGUAUCAUUCCAGGUCAUUAUCAUUAGAUAACUCUUUAAUGGGAUCAUUGGUAGUGUUUUUGUUCAAACUAUGAUUUGCACUUAAAAAGUCUUAGACACUUGAUCAUAUUACCUCAAACUUGGUAGAACUACCUAUCAUGUCACAAAAAUGACCGCUAUUGGUUUUGAUGACAAAGUACAAGGUUAUACAAUGCAGUACAAUAAUUAUUAUUGGGCAUUUUGUUGAAAAGUUAUCUCCCUUAUAUUUUGAUAUUUUCAAAAGCAAAAUUUAAACUAGAAAGCUAUUCGAAGUAUUCAAUUAAAACUAUAAGCAAAUAUAGAUGGUUCUCUUGACACUGUGUAUUGUGAAAUGUUACCUCCCCUUGUUUGAUAAUUUUUGUUUAUUUCUAAUGAUUUCACUCUUCUUCAAAUGUGCUCCCAUUAAGGUCAAGUCAAGUACACUUCAUUGAAUCUCUCAGGCAAUUUCAUGUGACAACAUGAGCAAUGCAUAAGUAUACAUAUAUACAGUACACUACAAAUGAAUUUAUGUGAUAAGGCAAAAAAAAAAGAAUGAUAAAAGAGUAUAAAUAACAAAUACAUGUACACUACAGUACAGCUGAAGGGAAAAUGUAUUUCUUUUACAACAUGUGUAAAUGACCAAAACAUCAAUUUGCAUAUGUAUUGGGCAAAGCAGUUUGAGAACAUCAGUUUUGAAAUGUGUCACUUCUAUAACAAAACAAUCAUUUUUUCCUGAUAUUGUUUUUGUUUUGUAAUAAAACUGCAUGUACUCAUAUUCUUGGUACGAAAUGUUAA
Messenger RNA from Mya arenaria, 7259 nucleotides. RefSeq lists its product as uncharacterized. Gene Ontology annotation, molecular function: protein binding. The transcript is spliced from 2 exons. The coding region runs from base 2569 to 4755 and encodes 728 amino acids. The record is from RefSeq and is a predicted model, not a curated record. NCBI's taxonomy places the organism in Eukaryota, Metazoa, Mollusca, Bivalvia, Myida, Myidae.